Dromiciops gliroides (monito del monte) is the source of this 9579-nucleotide messenger RNA. RefSeq names its product growth arrest specific 7 (gene GAS7). The record is from RefSeq and is a predicted model, not a curated record. The transcript is spliced from 14 exons. Gene Ontology annotation, biological process: actin filament polymerization; neuron projection morphogenesis. Gene Ontology annotation, cellular component: actin filament; cytoplasm; plasma membrane. Gene Ontology annotation, molecular function: actin filament binding. The coding region runs from base 691 to 2121 and encodes 476 amino acids. NCBI's taxonomy places the organism in Eukaryota, Metazoa, Chordata, Mammalia, Microbiotheria, Microbiotheriidae.
CUCCACCGCCUAAUCCGUGUCCCCUGCCGGCUCUCUGGGUGUGCUCAGGCCCCCUUCUCUCCGGGUCCUUCCCCAGACUGAUGAUCCUCGGCAGGGCCUCAAGAGCAGCCCCUGCUCUCCCAAGCAGUUUUGGGACACACCUCUCGGGAGAGCUGCGUAUUUCCGCGUGGUAGGGAAGCCCCGGCUAAGUCCGCCGUGCGCUCCAGCCCGGGUUCCAGGUCCCUGGGAAGUUUCUCUAAGGAGCCCAAGCCCCGAAGCAGCUCUGGCUCCUACUGUUCGGCCCCGCCCCCUCCCGAGCGAAGCCCGGAGCUCGAAGCUGUGAGCUCAGAGGCAGCCCAGCCCGGGGGCGGCACCGAGCGCGGCCACCCAGCUCCAGCUCCGGCUCCACGCCGGAGUCCUCUUCUCUUCUCUUCUCCACCUCCUCUUCUUCCCUCCCUUCCCUUCCCGGUCUUAGAACGCAGACCCAACGCCCAGCUAGGCAGCGAGCCCGAGACGGACAGCAUCUGCAGCGAGGACCGUGAGGCAGAGGGAACCUGUGGAGCCUGGGACCCAGGCGUUCCCGGAGCCCGUGACUGUUAGAGGCUCCAAAGGAAGCCCCGAGCCUAGGGCUUCGGCUGCCGUGCCCUGCUGCUCACUGCCCGGGGCUGGCGAACGAUGCAGGCUGCGCUGUGAGCCCGAGGCAGCAGGGCCAUGUCCGGCUCUCGUUGCCAGACAUUGUACCCCUUCACUGGGGAGCGGCACCGCCAGGGGCUGCGCUUCGACGCCGGAGAGGUGCUCACGGUGCUGCAAGUCCCGGACGGGGGCUGGUGGGAAGGGCAGAAAGAGGACGGACUCCGUGGCUGGUUCCCCGCGAGCUAUGUGCAGUUGCUAGAGAAGCCUGGAAUGGUUCCCCCCCAGCCUGCAGAAGAGACUCAGACUUCUUUAUUACCACCUGGCUGGCAAAGCUACCUGUCUCCUCAGGGCCGCCGAUACUAUGUCAACACAACCACCAAUGAGACUACAUGGGAGCGGCCCAACGGUUCUCCUCGGACCCCAUCGAGCCCUGGCCCUCAGAGGAACUUUCAGCCUACAGCAGUGAACGGCUACCACUCAUCAGGGACCCCAGUGCAUCAGUCAGAGCCUGUCCACAUGAGUCUCCGAAAACCCACUGGUGAUUUCCAGAACCCAGGGUCUCCGUCUCCAGGCAAGAAACAGAGCAAGGAGAGCACCAUCACAAUAAACUGUGUGACUUUCCCACAUCCUGAUACAAUGCCAGAACAGCAGCUGUUGAAGCCCACUGAAUGGAGCUACUGUGAUUACUUCUGGGCUGAUAAGAAGGAUCCCCAAGGCAAUGGCACUGUGGCUGGGUUUGAGAUUCUUCUUCAGAAACAACUGAAAGGCAAACAGAUGCAGAAGGAAAUGUCAGAAUUCAUUAGGGAAAGAAUUAAGAUUGAAGAAGAAUAUGCCAAGAACUUAGCCAAGCUCUCUCAGAAUUCCUUGGCAGCUCAGGAAGAAGGCUCCCUUGGAGAAGCCUGGGCCCAGGUGAAGAAAAGUCUGGCUGAUGAGGCUGAAGUCCAUCUCAAGUUUUCUUCCAAGCUCCACAGUGAAGUGGAAAAGCCCCUGAUGAACUUCCGUGAGAAUUUCAAGAAAGACAUGAAGAAGUGCGACCAUCAUAUUGCUGAUCUGCGGAAACAACUAGCCAGCCGAUAUGCCUCAGUGGAGAAGGCACGGAAGGCCCUUACAGAGAGGCAGAAAGACCUGGAGAUGAAAACCCAGCAACUAGAAAUCAAACUUAGCAACAAAACUGAAGAGGACAUUAAGAAAGCCCGGCGGAAGUCUACACAGGCUGGAGAUGAUCUGAUGCGCUGUGUGGAUCUCUAUAAUCAGGCCCAGUCUAAGUGGUUUGAAGAGAUGGUGACAACCACCUUGGAACUUGAGAGACUGGAGGUGGAACGGGUAGAGAUGAUUCGGCAACAUCUGUGCCAAUAUACACAGCUGCGGCAUGAGACAGACAUGUUCAACCAAAGUACAGUAGAACCCGUGGAUCAACUCCUGCGGAAAGUGGAUCCUGCUAAAGACAGGGAGCUGUGGGUGAAAGAACACAAAACCGGAGAUAUCCGACCUGUGGAUAUGGAAAUCUAGACUGAAUGAGUCAAUCCUUGAAUGGGUUUAUUGUUGGGGUUUGGGGUUCCCAUCAAGAGAAAGGGCUCUUUCUUUGGGACCCGCCGUCAUGCCAGGAAGGAUUUGUGCUGCCAUCCCAUCCAUUGUCCUGUUUGGUGAGGUAGUUGGAGUGUCUCCGUUCCCCAUCCCAGACUCAGAAGACAAACACUUACACCCUUGCCUUUAUCACCAUCACUAAAAGCCCCCAGCUCCCUAUCCUGUGCUUUUCUGAGAGCAAACUGAAGAGUUCAGUUCCUGGAAUAUGGCAGUGGUCUGUUUAUAGUCAUGUGUCAUGCUUAAAGACCCAGCCUGUAUAAUAUGUUUGUGAUUCUUAUGGGGUCAUCAGGGUCCAGUCUUCCUCAAGCCUAAGAGCUCCUCCUCUCCAUGGAAUCUAAGGACUAAGGGAGUUGUCAACUCCUUUCUCCAAAAUGAGUACCAACAUGAAAUGGACUGGGGUGGGAGGAGGUACCUGCAUAGUUGGAACGUCCCUUCUACAACUAUCCAAGUCCUUUGUUUGUGACCUGUCUGGAACUGGGAGCUUCUGUAACAUUUCAUCAAAGAAUCAUCUACUAGGGCCCAAGAGGGAAUCCUGAAAAUGAGCAUUUGCUUCUCUUAUCACAAAACAGAACCUGCCCUUCUUUUAAAAUCUAUAGUGAUAAUGGUGGAACUACCUCAUUAGACAAACUGGCCCCAAUUUUGAGUGUUCCCCUUUUCCCUUCCCAUUUGCCACAAAUGUUUUUGUUUUUGUUUUCUUUCUACAUGGAUAGUUCUUACCCAACUUUUUGGACCUAUGUCCUCAUGUGCUAUUGUUCUGGGGAAACAUCAAGUCAACAAUCCAAGCCAGUUAGGUUUGUUUUUUGUUUUUUGUUUUAGAUUACCCAGUCUCACCAUGUGAUGCUUUUUAGAAAUCCUUAGUUUUCAGUGUCUCAUUCUGCUCAUUCCAGUGGUUUGGGAGCAGAUCUCAGGGGCAGGGUGUUAAUUACCUGCAUCCUUCCCCCUCACACCAUCAUUUAUGUUUACUGCUCUCACCUAGCAUCUGUCCUCUCUGCUUACAUCAAAGUGAUUGAGUAUUUUUAGGCAUUGAGGCCCAGGAUGUUGGGUUUAGAAUGUGGUGAUAUGGAUCCUGUAUUUGGCUCCCUUCCUUAUUCAGUGCCCCUUGGGUCGUCACAUUUGCCAUCUUGUGCCAUCUUCCCAGGUCCUAGUUAUAAUUUUCAAACCCAGGUCUUUGAUAACAAUAUCCUCCAAAGUUUUCUAUCAACAGGAAAUCUCUUUGUUUCUCAUUCAUAGAAUCUUUCCAAACCCUACCAAUUUCUUUGUUAGAGGAUAUGGCUCUCCCAUUAAGAUUUCCUAGUGAUGAUUCUAAUUGUUUUGAUUCUUCCCUUCUUUUUGGCUGCUUCUCCUUACCCUUUACACUUUAUUUGGCACUACACAAAGUUUGUUUUUCUCUUUUCAGCUGUUAUUCAGUUUUGACCUUCUGUUUUGUGACCUAAUUCCCAACAAAACCAAAACCAAAAGGCCAGGGAUUGAUUAGAAUGUUUUUGCCAUUGCUACCUUGAGGAUCUUAGAUGCCUUCUCCCUCAUUGUUAUGUUUCCCAUCUCUCUCACAGCAGCAGCCCUGAAAAUUAGCCCUUCAAAGCCCCCUUAAAUCUUGUGUGUGUGAGAGAGAGAGAGUGUGUGAUAAUUUAAAGAGGGGAGUAUCCAUUAAAUCUUAAUGCUGGGGCAGCUAGGUGGCACAGUGGAUAAAGCACCGGCCCUGGAUUCAGGAUCACCUGAGUUCAAACACCACCUCAGACACUUGAGACUUACUAGCUGUGUGACCCUGGGCAAGUCACUUAAUCCCCAUUGCCCCUCAAAAAAAAAUAUUAAUGCUCAUACUAUGGAUUUCACAGACUCCUUAAACUGGACAGAACUUUGGUAACAUCCAGUCUAACCUACCUUAAAGAUCUAGAGCUUGAAAGAACCUCAGAACAUAUCUAGUCCAAUCCUCUCAUUUUACAAAUAAAGAAACUGGGGCCCCAGGAGAUCAAGGGACUUGCCUAGGCAGUAAGUGUGCAGUUCUUCUUCCACUCUAUGAUGAUACUCUACCGAAGCCUAAAGAUAUGAAGGAGCACAGUUAGUGGUAGAUCUAGGGCAUUCUAAGGAUUGGCUAUAUUUCCUCUCCUCUGGUUGUGACUUUAAAUUUCUAUCUCUAUUAGUAGUACUUGAAUGGUAUUCGACCACCUCAGACAAGGGCAGGAAUAUAAGGUUUUGCUGGUUGUUUCUUUCAGACUGCCAUAGUAUUUCAUUAUUUGUAUCCUGUGACUCCUGCUCAGCUCACAUGAGCAUAGAGUAUCUCCUCCUGCCAUUUGUUUUGGAAAAUAGCCAAGCUACUAAACUAAGAAAAAGGUAGUCACCUUUUUUAAAAUUAUUAUUCUGAUUAAGAUUCUAGGGAGGAAAUCAACUCUAGGAAGCUGACAGUACCAACAGAGUCAUUGUGGAAUGAUGUAUUACAAAGAAGAUGGAGAAAGGGUGAUUAGAUUGAGGCUAUCCAGUGAUACUCAGCUAUUGCUCAUAUGAUUGUAGUUCCUUGGUUUCUUCUUUUACAAAAUAAGAUGUGGAUAGACUGGAGAAAUGCUGCUGAAGAGGACUGAGUGGAUGAAGAAUCACCUUUAGCUCAGUAAAUAUAUGUUUGCAUGUUUUUCAAGUGCUAAACAAAGAAUAAGUAAUAUUAUUAUUAACCCAGUUAUUCCAGUGAGUUGGAUUUAUUUUAGUCUCCUUCAUUCUAACCUUUAGGGAACCUAAAUUUUUUCUUUCUCUCAGUAUGGAAUCAGCAUACCUUUUCUUCCUUCCUACUUCCUACUGGCAAGGUACUGGUUGGUCAUUCGUGUACCAUCACAGAGCAGGCUUUCUAGGCUUUCUAAAAAAGCUACAAGAGGUUGUGAUAUCAGAGUAAUAUGGAUGUAGAGCUUGGCAAUUAAACUCAACCAUUCUUUGGACCAAUAGAACAGCCAUUCCCUAAAAAUGACAGCUUCAUUCACCCUAUCUCCAAUUCAUCAAGUUUUAGUGCCUACUUCAAAAGCUGUGAAUUCACAGAAGCAUGUCAUCAAUCAAGAUGGGCAGGGUAAAUGCCUUAGAGUUAGAGAUCUUAUUGUUUGCUAACUGUUAAAAUUUUUUUUAUUUGAUUGAGUAUAAGAGUCACAGCAUGAACAGGCGUGAAUGGGUUGUGAUCCACACCAUUGGAGACAGUGCCCAUCAUAGAUCAUACUGAAGUAUUUUGAAGCUGGGUAAGUAGAAGAAGCUUAGGCUACCAGAAUCAGAUGGAAGUGCCUGAGUCUUCAGGGACAUGAAUAACACAAACUCCACAAAGCUGUCAGAGGGCAACUCAUGAGCUCUUGUGGACUAAAUAAUUAGUCAAGUGUUUACUGAGUACCUGUUGUAUACCCAGAUCUUUCUUCAGAUGUUAAAAAACAGUAUUCCAAAAGCUUUUGUAUGGAACAUACUGAACAUUGAUAUAUUUCACAUUAAAAAAUUAACAAUAAAACCCCAAUAAAGCCACUAACAUUCAAUAUGGAUUAUCCGGUUGCCAUAGCAAUCCUACAGUUGAUUAUUUUUCCCCCUUUAGAAGCAGACUAGCCCUACAUCCACCAAUAAUAAGAACUAGCCCUUUAUAAUUCCUUGUCUAAUUACUCAUAAUUAGGAUUUCAACAUCCCCAAUAUAAAUUGACAGUAUAAUUAAAUGGGGGUGGGAAGGGUGAAGACCAGACUCUAUUAACUGGCAUGCUAUCUCUUCUUAGUUUUGUCUAUUGUACCCUUGUCACAAGUAGUCACUUGUUAGGGCUAAAAAUCAAACAUUAGUGAGGGAAGCAAACAUGAAUAGUUACUAAAUUCAGGAAUUUAUUUUGUUCAACCUUUAUAUUUUGAAAAAUAAUUGUUUUUUAAAAUUAAGACCAAAUGCCUAAUUAGUGGUGUCAGCAAGUAAAAGUAUUGGCUGAGUCUGGGUUCAUUAGAAUUUGGAAUCCCAAGCUGUGAAAUUCAACUAUUUGUGUUUUCCCCUGGCCUCUUUAAGCCUUAAUGAAUGAUAGACUUUUAUUUCUCUGGGGUCCCCCCCUUCUAUAUAGUUUCUAACAAGUGGGUAGCUUUCACUUUAAUGGGUAACUAGGACCCCAGUUAAUUAAUUUUCACAUUAAAGUGCUUUAAGAGCUAUAUUAUGUCAACUUGCUGUAUCACCGUUUAAGAAAGAUAAGGUCACUAUGCCCAUUGUCAGUCAUCCCUGCCUCCAGGGAGGAAAAUAUCCUACCUCCUUUCUUUAAAGGGAUGAUUUGCAUUGGAGAUUGGCAACUGGUCCUCUAUCUUCUGUUCAUUUUCACAGAUAUUUCUAGCUUAACCACUCUGAUUUUCAAAUGCAGCAGUGCCCAAGAGCUACAUUUUAUUCUUGGAUUUCCAUCACUAGUGUUUUGGGAGUAACUGUUGCCAAAUUUUUCUUUUCCACAAUACAAAAAUUGUAGAGGUAAAUUUUAUUAUUUUACUUCAACAUAGGUUCAGGCCUCAGAAAAAACCUGAACCAUCAUGAGGAUUCUGACAAGGUUUCUUAUAGAGUAGUAACAGAGAAAUAAUUAUUUUACAUAUUGCCAUCCUGUACAUCCCUUUUAAGGCCAUUAAAGUUAAAGAGAAGAUUGAUCCAUAAUCCCACACUUCCUUUAAUGUCAUAAAAGUUGAACAAAUUUAGUUACAUAGAAUCAUAAUCUCAUAUAUCCCUUAAGGAAACAAACUGCAUCAAACAAUAGGUAAAUUAAAUCAGGCUACAGAUUAAACUACAUUUAGAGGAUUCACAAAUGGGCAAUUGAAGAGGAAUAAGGUCCAGUAGAGAUUCUUCCCCUGGCUUCUUAUCAAAGGAGUGCUUAAGGAAAUGUUUCAAUCAGGUGAGGUCAAUAUUAAGAUAGACUUUUAGUUAACCAAAAUAUGCAGGAAGAAGGGCCCUGGCUUCCAAGCAAUAAAAGGAAAUAAAUAAUUCCUAUAACACUUGUUUUCCCAAAACCAAAUGUUGGGUUUGGGUUUUUUUUUUAUGUAUUUUAUAGUACUUUAUUUCUUUCUACCUAUGCUAUAAUGCCUGGCCAGUUGGGUCUCUGUGUUCAUAUCAUUUAACUAUCACUGAAGGACAUUUAAUGAACACCAAAGGUAGCAUGGUUAGUAGGAAAACCAUUGGACUGAAAUCAGAAGCUCUUGGUUCCAGUCCAACUACUUCCUUAAAAUACCCGAGUGACUUUAAAUAAGUCAUUUCAUCUUUGUAAGCCUCAGCUAUAUAAAAGGGAGUUGAACCUAACCCAAAUGAUCUCCUUGUUGUGCCAUUUCCAGUUUUGUGUAAGUUACUUUAUACAUGACCAAGCCAUGUCUGGACUCCUUCAACCUAUCUUUAACUGGACAGUCUUCAUAAAAUUUCUAUCUAACUCUUAGGAAAGGAAGCCCAUUACACCUUUGAAAUUUGAAAAGUUCGAAUGCAGUCACUUUCUCAGAAUUCGAGUUGAGGCAAGAUAAUGUGCCCAGAGUGGUAUCAGGAAUAGAGCAGACCCUUCUCAACAGGACCCACCUCAUGCACCUAGCCUAAUUCUUUACCACCUAUGUCUCCAACAUACCUUCUGUGCCAUUUGCAAGAAAAGUUAUGGCCUCUAAACCUAAAUCUCCAAAGAGGUGAAGGAACCAGGCAGCUCACAACCAUUUACACCCGGCCACAUACCCGUACAUCUACAAUUCAUGUAGACAACUCUCUGUGCUUUGCAAUUUCUCAGCAGCUAUGUACAUCGCUCAAAAUGAUUGACAUGCCCCACCUCCCUUCCAAAUAUUUGGUUCUCUACCCCAUGUCCAUCUGUAUCAUACUUUCAGGAAAAGGGAUAUCUAGAAGACAACCUGGAACAUUUCCAAAGGACAUUUGAUAUACUCAGAAUCAGGAAAAAUAGUGCGCAGGGCAAGGGAGUCAAAGUGAGUUCUGGAUUGCAAUUUGGGGGUCCUUUCCACAAGGUUGCCCACCCUCUGGCUUAGUUUCAACCAGAUUCAAUGUAUUCUCCCACUAUCUAGACAUGUGUAGUGUGAGCCACCUCAUUCAAAUCACGACAUAUGUGUUUGAGGGCAAAUAGUUCAGAUGAUGGGAUCAAAACAAAUGCCUCAUCCUUCCUAAGGCUUUGGGAUUUGGAGCAGUCUGUCUUUUUAGGAGCUUCUGUAGGGCGCUAUUUCUUGGGGAGUGGUCAUCAUAGCCUAAUAGCUCUCUAUUACUUAGUCUGUCAUGUAAUAGAGGGUGUUGAGUUGUUCCCCUAAACACUUUGAGUUUGAGGGCAUCUUCUAUCAUUACCAGGGUUAUGAAAUAAGGAAUUCAAGGACAUAUGGGUGCUUUUAAAUUGAUUGGGGAUUGGGGAAUGAGAUGCCUAAGCAUGCCUUGGUGGAAGAUCUGGAGAUCUUGGUUUUUGGUCCAUCUCUGCAGAUCUUUUGCUAUAUUAUCUUGGGGCAAGUAAUUUCACCAAUUCCAGCACACUGGAGCAUUUAGAGGGAACCAUCUGGGCUUUGUCUGGAAGUCCUCUCACAACCUUACAUUAUUUUAAUUUAGUUUUGUUUUAUAAUAUGCACCAUCCCAGUAUCUGGUGUCUAUUGAUUCCAAGAAUCCUUCAUCUAAUGCUAGUGGUUUUAUCUGUUAAAUGAGUUCAAAUUGGAUGACCUCUGGGGUCCCCCCCCCUUCUAUGUAGUUCUCUUUCCCUCUAACUCAUCACUCCCAGCCUUUGGGAUCCUGAGGGGAAAUUCUGCUGCAGACACCAAUGGGGAGCAAGGAACUGAAAUGGGGAAAGGGGAGUCAGCAAAUUGAGCAUUUAUAGUUGUUGGCAGGAGGCAGGGUCCCCAGGGUGCAACUCUUUCCUUUUUUCCAGUGAUUCUAUACCUUCCUCCCCCUCGGGAUCAAUGAUGGAUGGGAGGCAGUCAUUCUGGAGACAUAAGCAUACUGCCUUCUAGUAUCAAAGUGGAAUUUUCUAACAAAAUAAACUUGCUUGUUUGGUCUGUUUUCUGUAACUUUUGCUAAAUACUUUAUACGUUUUUAAAGUUAAAAAGCUGUGUCUCCUGCCAGCAUUACUCAUUCUGGUAUGAAUGUGUUUACUUCACAUUCUAUAUCUUUCCAUCCUCUUUGGCUUCAUAGAUUGGUAAAUAUAAUUGAUGUAAUAUAAUUUAUAAGUAACACUGUUGCAACUCUGAUCUUUUUGGAACCUGUAACCCGUUUCUCUUCCCAUAAUGGCAUUAGUGUGUAUUAAGGCUGACGAAUUAAAUGUUUAAAGGGUUUUAAUUCUGAAUUUGUUAUAUAUAAUUGUUCUGUAUUAUUAUAAAGCAUUUUCAUGAACUUAAACUCUAUUUCUUUAUAUUUUUCUGCAAGUUGGUGUAUACACUUCAGAUGCUUGGAGUCAUUCCAUGUAAAAUAAACUGUACAGAGACACA